Adineta steineri is the source of this 4755-nucleotide messenger RNA. Lineage: Eukaryota; Metazoa; Rotifera; Eurotatoria; Adinetida; Adinetidae. The record is from the annotation of a GenBank genome assembly.
AUGAUGCUGUUCAUCACUUAUUUAUUGUAUUUCAUUCUAUUCUAUGAAAUAAAUGGAUUACCACAAAUCAAUCUGGAUCUCACCGAUUGGACAAGUAAUAUUGAAAGUAAUAGUAGUCUACAACAUGAUUGUCUUCAUGUUGCUGCUUGGAUUGAAGAUGAAGAAACUGAUCCAUAUCAAAUUAUUUCAUAUUGUAUGAGUGAAUGGCCAUCACAAUGGAAUAUCGAAAAAAAUAACCAAGAUCAAUAUUUUACAUUUGCUCAACUUUAUCAACGAAAUAUUACUAGUGAACAGUUAUAUCUUUGGUCAACACCAUUAGAUAUCAUUGAAUAUUAUGAAUUAUAUUUAAAUCAACUAUUAGUUUCAAAUACAUCAGUAGUAAUGGCAAUAAAUGGAUUUUAUAAUUGUACACUACCUCGAUUCGGUCUCUUAUGUCAAUAUUCAUUAGAAAUGUAUCAAUCUGAUAAUUUAACAUUAAAUGAAAUGAUUCAUAAAUAUUAUUUACAUGAAUAUCAACCAACAACACUGACAUGUUACAUUCAUUUAGAAUGUGAUCGUGGUUCUAUAUUAUUAUGUCUUGAUUGGAGUGAAAUAUGUGAUGGUAUUGUUGAUUGUCGAAAUGGGAUUGAUGAAGAAGCUUGUUGGCAAUUAAAUAUCAAUCAAUGUGAAGAUAAUGAAUAUCGAUGUCGAAAUGAACAAUGUAUACAGAAGACAUUUGUUAACGAUAAUCCUAAUGUUUUUGAAUGUCUUGAUCGAUCAGAUGAGAGCCUUCCUUCUUUAUAUACUUAUAGAAAUAUGAGCAGUGAACCAACAUUUUCAUUAGAAGAUGUAACAUGUUCUGACCGUAAUAUGCAAUUCCGAAUCAAGAUGACAAGUUCAUGUGUUCUACAACGUACAGACUUAAUAGAAAAAUUAAUGUUCACUGACAAACCACAAAACGUAUCGGAUGAUUGUUGGUUAGCUAUUCAUUGUCACUGGAAUAUACAAAAAUUAUCAGAUUUAAUAUGUGAAAAUAUUUCUUUCAAUCGAACAUUUACAGAAAUAAUUGAUCAAACAUGUCCUGAUAUGAUUUAUAUACCAUCGACUCCAGUCCUAUUCGGACAUAUAUAUUUUUUAUAUACAAAAGAAGAUAUGUUGAAACCUGGUCUACUUCAUGUUAUACCAAAACCUGGAUAUCUCUGCUACAAUGAUCAACUUUGUAGUGGAUUCUAUUUCGAUCGAGCAUUAUUAACAUUCAAUAAUGCAACAUGUCGUCGUCCUGAAGAUUUUCCAGUAAAACUUGAUUCGUUUCUGUUCAGUCGAGCAGCGUGGAAUGGUAGGUAUGUUUUACCUUCAUUUACACAGCUUCGUCAAUGUAACACAGUGAAUUAUAAUGAACCUUUAAAUUGUAACACAUUAAAUAUGUAUAAAUGUCUUAACUCUUCAAAAUGUAUUUCCAAGAAUAUUCGUUGUAAUAAAAUCAACGAUUGUGAUUACAAAGAUGAUGAACAAUGUUCUUCAAUUGAUCGUUCGUGUUUGAAUUCUACAUUAAAUCAUCUAAUACAAUGUACUACACAAGAUCGUUGUAUUUCUUCAACAUUAAUUGACAAUGGAAUAUGUGAUUGUGGAUUUAAUGAAUAUGGUUUAUGUGAUGAAGAAGACGCAUCUAAACAUAACAUCAGAAAACAUAUUUCAUUUCCAACGAUUUGUGAUGGAUUUAUUGAACUAAUACGAGUUGAAAUUGACGAACGAAAUGAAACUGAUGAGACUGAAUGUGAACAUUGGAUAUGUAAUAAUACAUAUACGCGAUGUGAUGGAUUUUGGAAUUGUUUAAACGGUGCCGAUGAAGUAGAUUGUGAUCCAUCACCAGCAUUAACAUGUCCACUUGAUCACCAUAUAUGUGUCUCACCUGAAACAUAUCAGCUGAUGUGUUUACCACUUAAACAAGCUAAUGAUAGUAAUAUAGAUUGUCUUGGUGGUACUGAUGAACCUCAGCUAUGUCGAUUGGAUGAUUAUUUAUACAACGAUGAUACUAUUUAUUGUAGAAAAGAUGAAAAGAAUCAGUGUAUUAUGUUCAGUCAGUUUUGUGAUGAUUCAGUAUGUAACGAAGCUAAUUAUGAAUUUUGUGAGAAAACUUGGAACUAUACUUGGUCUGAUGAUAUAUGUUCUAAUGAAUUUGAUACUACUCGUUCUGAUAUGGACAAUUUUUUUUGUCAACGUAAAAGCGAUAGGAAGAAAUUACCUGUGAAAAACUUUUCACUGGGCAGAAUGAACAAUUUCGUAAAAAAAAAUACAACAAUCAUAAAACUACCCUUACCUGUUACUCAAGAAAUCAUUCGUCAACAACAACGUUGUCAUCGUGGUUUACUUGUACGAGUUUGGCUAGAUUAUGUAAAAAACUUAACUACUGAAACAUGUUUAUGUCCACCUAGUUUUUAUGGAAAUAUGUGUCAAUAUCAAAAUCAACGGAUUAGUCUUACUUUACGAUUUCAAACAUAUGCUGAUUCUCGACGAAUUCUAUUUGCUAUUGUGGUCUUACUGAUCGAUAAUAGUGAUGAUCGAUUGAUUUAUUCACAUCAACAAUUUAGUUAUUUAUAUAUUCGAGAUUGUCAAAUUAAAUUCAAUAUGUAUUUAGUCUAUUCAACUCGACCAAAAGAUGAAAAUAAAAAUUAUUCCAUUCAUAUCGAUGUGUAUGAAAAGAUUUCUCUCGCAUAUCGAAGAAGUUUCUUAAUACCAAUUCAAUUUUCAUUUCUACCUGUACAUCGUCUCGCUGUACAACUGAAUAUUCCACGUACAACCGAUACAAUCGAACGUUGUGUAAAUCAACAUUGUAUUUAUGGCCAAUGUAUGAAAUAUUCAGAUCAUCGAAAUGGUACUACAUUUUGUCAAUGUAAUCAAGGCUGGUCUGGGCGAUAUUGUAACAUUACACAUCAUUGUACAUGUUCACAUGAUUCAUUAUGCAUUGGUAUUUUACCAAACAAUCGAUCUUUAUGUGUUUGCCCUUUUAAUAAAUGGGGUUCUCAAUGUUUAUUUCAAAGCCGAGCAUGUAAUUUAGAUCAAAACCUAACAUGUCUGAAUGGUGGUGAAUGCGUGCCAACUGAUGAACAUGUUGUAUCUAAUAAAAAAUUCAAAUGUAUCUGUCAAAAAGGUUUUAGUGGAGUAAGAUGUGAAAUAAUUAAUAAUGAAAUUAAUCUAUCAUUUCAUGAAAAUAUUAAAUUAUCUCAAUCAAUACUUGUUCAUUUUAUUGAAGUAUUUGAUGAUGCUGCUCCAAUCAAUGGUAGUACAUUUCAAAUGAUCCCUGUUAAUAAAAGAACAGUGACACUUUAUUGGCCAUAUCCAUUUCAUAUUGCGUUUGCUGAACUUGAUAAUAAAAAUUAUUAUAUAAUCCUGGUUCAAAAUAUGUAUCAUCGAUCAAGAAAAAUUAAUCAAGAAAUUCAAUCAAAAGAUCGUUGUCGACAUAUCAAUGAAAUAUUUAAACAAACUCUUGUUCAAUAUCAUCCUCUUCGUCGUAUUAAACAUUAUCACGAACCAUGUAACAUGUCUUCAUUCAAUCUUUCUUGUUUUUAUGAUGAUAAUCUUUUCUGUUUAUGUAAUUAUUUUGGACAACAACGUAUAGCCAAUUGUUUUGAAUUUGAUUCGAAGAAAAAGUUCGAUUGUUUUGGUCAAAGUAAUUGUCAGAAUGAAGCAAAAUGUUUACAGGAUAGAUCUCAAUGUCCACAAACAUCAAUAUGUGUUUGUCGUCCAUGUUUUUACGGGGCAUUAUGUCAAUUUAGUGCACAUGGAUUUGGUCUUUCUCUUGAUGAUAUUUUAGGUUAUCAAAUUCAACCACAUAUCACAAUUAACAAUCAACCAUUUGUUAUACAAUUAAGUAUAAUAUUAACAAUGAUUAUAACAAUUAUUGGAUUAAUUAAUAGUAUUCUAUCAUUUAUAACAUUUAAUAAUAAUGAAAUAUGUCAAACUGGUUGUGGAAUUUACUUACUAAAUAUAUCAAUUAUUACUCUAUUUACAAUGAUAUUAUUUGCAUUAAAAUUUUGGAUACUUCUUAUUGCACAAAUGACAUAUAUUACAAAUGAUUUAUUUUUAAAAAUACAAUGUAUUUCAAUAGAUUUUUUAUUACAAAUUGGUAUUAAUAUGAAUCGAUGGUUAUCAACAUGUGUAGCUAUUGAACGAGUAAUUUGUGUAAUUAAAGGAACUAAUUUUGAUAAGAAUAAAAGUAAAAAACUGGCUAAAUUUAUUAUUAUUCUUCUUUUUAUUUUUAAUAUUUCAACAAAUCUUCAUGAUCCGAUUCAUCGACAUUUGAUAGAAGAUAAUGAUAAUGAAAAAAGAAUUUGGUGUAUUAUUACUUAUUCAUCAACAUUAAGAACAUAUAAUACAAUAAUGAAUCUAUGUCAUUUCUUCAUUCCAUUUAUUAUUAAUUUAAUUUCUGGUCCAUUUAUUAUUCUAGUAACAGCUCGACAACGAAAAAUUAUUCGAAUUCAAGAAAGUUAUCGAAAUAUAUUAAAUAAACAGAUUCAAGAACAUAAACAUCUAUUGAUAUCUUCAAUUAGUUUAAUUCUAUUGGCUAUACCACAUUUAAUCAUUUCUUUUGUAUCAGGUUGUAUGAAUUCAAUCAGCAAACCUUUGCUAUUUUUAAUUGGAUAUUUUAUUUCAUUCAUUCCAUCGAUAUUAACUUUUCUUGUCUUUGUUACUCCAUCAACAUCAUAUAAACAACAAUUUUUAAAGACAUAUGAACGAUAUAAACGAACGAUACAAAGACGAUUACAUCUUGUUUUAUAA